GUGGAUAAUUAACUUAAAGCCCCGUCAUACCGUGAACUACGGACUCCAAACGGAGUUAUUUUCAUUGUGGAGUUUAAUUUACAACAAAACGAUUAAACAUUGGCUUUCGAGCGGCUGUCGGUUGAGGAGCUUGGAUUGAUGUCUCAAGUCUUUCGCCGGGCUGAUGAUGUUCAUGUAUUACGAGGGAUAUCUCCUGACUCCCAAUGAGGCGUUAGCGAUCGUCUUUCUCAUUUUUGGAUUUUACACUGUUGUCGGAAACGUGUUGGUUUUUAUUGUGUAUAUCUUAGACCCAGGUAAGAAACUUCGUCGAGUGUCUAACUCCUAUUUUGUGAUCAGCUUGGCUGUGGCGGAUAUCCUCGUUGGGAUCACUGUGGAACCUAUAAACGCGGCGAGUUAUUGGACUAAUAACCAUGGUGUUCUCUUUAGCUAUUUCAUCUUCGCCGUUCUCUCGUGUGUUUGCUCUAUUGCGAACAUCUCUGCCCUGAUGGCAGAUAGGUUUCUCGCCGUUUGUCGACCGUUUCAAUACCGAUCGCUGGCGUCGCCGAAUCGCGUUCGUUUGGCGUUAUUACUUAUCUGGUUGUUCUCCAUCCAUUUUUCCAUCUUGCCCCUUAUCGGAUGGCGCAGCGCAAGCUUUCAAAUCUACCUUUACGGCUUGGGAGUUCUAUUACCAGCAACACUAAUGCUCAUCUCUUACUAUGGGCUGCUGCGCGCACUGAAAAAAAAAAUGAUUAAUGUGAAAAGUUAUACUGAUCGAAAAAAAGUCACCCACGUCAAAAAAACGGUAGCUCGAGAGCGCAGAGUAUCCACGACAGUUUUCAUCAUGCUGUUAGUUUUCCUUGUCGCUUGGGGUCCGUGUGUGAUAAUAGAUUUUGUUCUGGUGUUCUGCGAAAGUUGUCGCUCAGAAAAGCUUCUUCUCGCGCGAGAUGUAACAUUAACGAUAGGGUUUUUCUCGUCGGGAAUAAACCCGGGUUUGUAUGCGUGGCGGGUUCCGAAUUUUAGGCACGGGCUCAUGCUUUUAUUUCAACGAGGAAUUAAGAAAAAAUCCAGACUCGUCCAAGUUGUUCCUUUAGAAAAAGAUGGUCCAAGUGGUGUUAUGGACUCACACAGUUCCAUUACAAAGAGCAACAUUCACGAUUUAGCUUUCAACGUGAGUAAAACACAUAAAGAAACUAUCAAUUCAGUUUGAAGUCAUUAGAUAUCCAAUCUUAGUUUAUUUUUAAUUUUCUUGACGAUGCAGGUU
Molecule: messenger RNA, 1240 nt
Organism: Pocillopora verrucosa
Lineage: Eukaryota; Metazoa; Cnidaria; Anthozoa; Scleractinia; Pocilloporidae
Source: RefSeq, a predicted model, not a curated record